CUGGUGUGGGAAGCAGGGCACCGCAUACGAGACAAGCGCCGAAGCGCGCGUGCAAACUGGCGAACAAGCGAAGCCUGCCGAGUGCCGAGUGCCGGCAGCCCGGCACCUCCAAUACGGGCCUCUCGCUGCAGAGCCUUCAGGAUAGACAUGGCUGCCGCCGUUGCCCUCCUGCUGUUCCUUUCCGCCCAGGGCGCGGCUCCCGUCCUUGGCUUCACGAGGGGCGACUUCCCCGAGGAUUUCGUCUUCGGAUCCGCUACCUCUGCUUAUCAGUAUGAGGGUGCUGUUGCAGAGGAUGGCAGGAGCCCAAGCAUCUGGGAUACCUUCACUCACGCAGGGAGAAUGCCGGACAAAAGCAAUGGCGAUAUAGCCGCUGACGGGUACCACAAGUACAAGGAUGAUGUCAAUCUCAUAACUGACACUAACCUGGAGGCUUAUAGAUUCUCGAUCUCCUGGUCCAGGCUUAUACCAAAAGGAAGGAGAACUGUCAAUCCAAAAGGGUUAGAGUACUACAACAAUCUCAUAGAUGAACUAGUGAGGCAUGGUGUCCAAGUCCAUGUUAUGAUGUACCAGCUGGAUCUCCCUCAGGUUUUGGAAGACGAGUACUGUGGAUGGUUAAACCCCAGAAUUGUGGAGGAUUUCACAGCAUAUGCAGACCUGUGCUUUAAGGAGUUCGGUGAUAGGGUUUCGUACUGGACUACUCUGGAUGAAGUCAAUGUUGCUGCAAUCGGGUCGUAUGAUAUUGGACAAAUCCCGCCUGGGCGAUGUUCUGAUCCAUUCGGGGUAACAAAAUGUACAGUGGGGAACUCAAGUAUGGAACCAUAUAUAGCAGCUCAUAACAUGUUAUUGGCACAUGCAUCAGCUACCAGACUGUACAGAGCAAAAUAUCAAGCUGUGCAAAAAGGAGUUAUUGGCAUAAAUAUAUACACAUUGUGGCCAUACCCAUUAACAAACUCCACUUCCGAUUUAGAAGCAACUCAAAGAUUUCGGGACUUCUAUCUUGGCUGGAUAGUAGAACCAUUGGUGUUUGGAGAUUAUCCACAGGCAGUGAAGAAUAAUGUUGGUUCUCGCCUUCCAUCGUUCACAAAAGUACAAUCUGAAGCCGUCAGGGGUACUCUAGAUUUCAUUGGAAUAAAUCACUAUUAUUCUGUAUAUGUGAAUGACCGCCCGUUAGAAAAAGGCAUCCGUGACUUCGCACUGGACAUCUCCGCUGAGUAUAGAGGUUCAAGAACAGAUCCACCCAUUGGUCAGCAAGCCCCAACAUCCAUUCCAGCUGAUCCCAAAGGAUUGCAACUUUUGGUGGAGUACCUGAAUGAAGCCUAUGGGAAUCUUCCUGUUUAUAUCCAAGAGACAGGUUAUGCAACCAGAAAUGGUAGUCUCCAUGAUACUGAAAGGGUUGAUUACAUGAAGAACCACAUAAAGAGCACAUUGACUGCACUAAGGAAUGGAGCCAAUGUGAAAGGCUACUUCGCGUGGUGCUUCGUGGACGUCUUCGAGUACCUUACAGGAUUCAAGUCGCACUACGGCCUGUACCGCGUCGACUUCGAGGACCAGGCGCUUCCAAGGCAAGCUAGGCUCUCUGCUCGCUGGUACUCCGAAUUCCUCGGGAACAAGGAGAUCCAGAUCCGUGAAGAAAAUGAGCUAGACGAUGCAGGAUCGCACGCUCAGCAAUGAAUCAUGUGUAGUUCACUGCAAUGAUUUAUCAUUUCUCAACAUACUAUGGCAGCCUUCGGAAGAAGAACCAUAUUUUAUUUAAGUAAAUAAAACUGGCAGGAGAUUUACCAGAUUUGCGUUAAUAAAGAAAAGGUUUACAUAGGCCUAGAGAGAGGGAAGGAAAAAAAUGUACAAGAAACGGCACAGGUAGAGGGAGUACUAUUUGUGCUAAAUAUUUUCAUGUCAAUUUGGCACGCCUUAAUACUUAA
Panicum hallii is the source of this 1919-nucleotide messenger RNA. Its product is annotated as beta-glucosidase 5-like. The record is from RefSeq and is a predicted model, not a curated record. Gene Ontology annotation, molecular function: beta-glucosidase activity. The transcript is spliced from 13 exons. Lineage: Eukaryota; Viridiplantae; Streptophyta; Magnoliopsida; Poales; Poaceae. Bases 148 to 1671 code for a protein of 507 amino acids. Gene Ontology annotation, biological process: carbohydrate metabolic process.